AUGUUGAAGACGUUAAUUUUUGUUUUAAUAACAUGCACUCUAAGCGACUCCUCAUCGAUAAAUGAAAAAAUAUCCAAUUAUUUUAAAAGUGAUGUAUUUAAGGCUUUUCAAAAAGAUUGGCAAUCACAUAGAAAAUCCUUCGAGAAUGCUUUACUGUUGGCGUUGAAAGACAACUUUGGUCAUAGAAGCAUGAAUGUAUACGUGAGGCGAUCAACGGACUCGCUUAGAAUAUCCAAUGGUUUUUAUUCAAGCGACAAUAUAGUUCACUUGCUGUUAUUUGAAAUGACUCUCAACGCCCUACCCCAACUCAUGAUGCCGGAGGUUACAUUCGCGCUCGCCUCUAACGUCCUGCGGGUGGAGGCUGGUCUUAGCAAGAUGAUAGUGGAGUCUAGUUAUCUGAUAUUCAGGAAUGAAUCGGAUAUUCAGCACACCGAUGAUCAAGAUACAUACACAAAUUCACCAUUUGCUUUUGAGGGUGUAGAAGACGUAGGACGGUUGGCUAUCAUAGCCGAUGAUUGUACAUUAGUCGGCUAUACUAUAGCCAAACUGAGUGGCCAAUCGGUGACAUUAGGUCACGACACUUUCCAAGUGCGAGAUUGCAAAUUUAGCGUCGAGAUAUCACCUUUUCAAUAUACUUAUGGGCAGCUUCCAGUUAUAGCGCAAUAUUUUUCAAAGAGCCAGGGUAAACAAUUGGAAAUCUUGUUAACAAAGCCGAUUCGUGAAGAACUGAUGCCAAAACUUCAAGCAGCUGUUUUUUCUUAUAUCAAUACAUCACUUGUAUUUGGCGAUCACUUAAACAAAUUUCGUGAAUAUCAAGACGAUGUUUUUAAAAUGGUGUCAAAAAAUAUGACAGAACUAGUUCGUAACCUUAACAAUCUAACCGUUCACCUAAACGAAGAAACGGCAGAAUUGGAGCCUGUAGAAACGUCACGAAACUAUUCGUAUGACGGGGAGUCACGUUGGGAUCGAGUUUUACUACAUAACGUAACUUUACAUGGCUUGGAUACACUAUAUUCUUCACACACUGGUGGCCCUUUCAAGUUGCAGUCGCCGUUGAUAGCGGAAGCUUUUAGAUUUAAUUCCAUUACUGUAAAAGGGAGCCUUUUCUUUGAAAAUGACACUGCUAAAGGAGAACACGAAUUUGCGGCUGAAAUUAUGGAUACCACAGUUAAUGUUGAAAUUAACUUGGAGACAUUCGAACCGAUUUUUAAAGUUUUUAAUUGGAGAAAAAUGGAACUCUCUCUGGUUGAGCUGGAAAGGUAUUUAAAGGACCGUCGAGCAGCCAGCGCGUUUCUUAAUGGUUAUUUAACAAACAAACUACCCGAGGUUCUGAAAGAGCAUUUGGCAAAUACAUUUGUUCAAUACAAAAAAUCAAUGGUCUUGCCUAUAUCUGCACAGAAGUUGAGUAAUGUUAAUGUAUAUUGUCAAUCAAAUGCACCAGCCCCGAUGGAAGGAUAUCCAAAUCCAUAUGGAUAUGGAUAUCCUGUUUUUCUCGGAUGGUAUGGUUAG
This is a messenger RNA of Vanessa atalanta (red admiral), 1509 nucleotides long. RefSeq lists its product as uncharacterized. The record is from RefSeq and is a predicted model, not a curated record. The transcript has 11 exons. Lineage: Eukaryota; Metazoa; Arthropoda; Insecta; Lepidoptera; Nymphalidae. The coding region runs from base 1 to 1509 and encodes 502 amino acids.